This is a messenger RNA of Pieris rapae (cabbage white), 1572 nucleotides long. RefSeq names its product CD63 antigen. The transcript is spliced from 6 exons. Gene Ontology annotation, cellular component: membrane. Bases 159 to 878 code for a protein of 239 amino acids. Lineage: Eukaryota; Metazoa; Arthropoda; Insecta; Lepidoptera; Pieridae. The record is from RefSeq and is a predicted model, not a curated record.
UGGUCAAAAACCUACGAUAAAUCUUGCAAAUUGUAAGGAGGAAUCUUUUUUCAGUAACUGGCAACUCAGUUAAUCGUUGUGUUUGUUUGACGCUGGACUGUUGUUGCUCUGCAAAACAAUAAUAAUUUGAUUCAGAUUAUAUUUAUAACAAGUGCAAAAUGGCUAUCGGAGCUGGGAUGUCGUGUGUAAAAUACCUACUAUUUUCUUUCAACCUGUUAUUUGCGAUAACAGGUAUGAUAAUCCUAAUAGUUGGUGCCAAGGCAGAGAUCAAUGCUUAUCCAUAUGUCAACCUGACAGAUGAGACUUUCUAUACUUCAGCUCCGGUUAUGCUCAUAAUUGUUGGGCUCAUUGUCUUCGUUGUUGCCUUCUUUGGUUGCUGCGGAGCUGUCAAGGAGAACCAUUGUAUGAUUGUCACGUUUUCCGUCUUCCUCUUAAUGAUCUUCAUAGCUGAGUUGGCUGUUGGUACCGCUGCAUACCUGAAGCAUCAGGACUUGGAGACGUCGAUCGUGAAGUCGCUGAAUGAGUCUCUGAAGCAGUACCCGACCAACCCAGAUAUAAAAAAGAACUUUGACAUCAUACAGACAGACCUAAACUGCUGCGGAAUCAACAGCCCUGACGAUUGGGCGCUUAACGGUCUGCCAAUCCCGGCGACUUGUUGCGCUGCACAGGAGUUGCUCGACGACAAACCAGUCGCCUGUACCAAAGACAGUCCCAAUUUCCAUACCCAGGGCUGUCUCAACAACAUUCUUGUGCACUUGAAGGAUAUCGCUUUGGUACUUGGAGGUGUUGGUCUGGGUAUCGCUUUCGUACAGCUCCUUGGAGUAAUAUUCGCGUGCAGCCUCGCUCGUUCCAUCCGCAACCAAUACGAGACCGUUUAAAUCCAUACAAAAUAUGUUCUAGAUGUUCCCCAUAAUUGUAGUGUAAGCAUAACAUUUUGUGAUAAGUAAUUCAUUCCGUAGAUAUUGUUUAUUUUUUUAUAAUUUAUUUCAAUUUGAAAAUCUUUUUUUCUGAAAAAGAUCUGUUAUUGUCGAAUACAAUUUUAUUUUUAUUUUUGGCGUUAAAUGCACAAUACUGAUUAAAUUGUGCUCAGUCAAGACUGAUUUUUCGAAUAGAUGACGAAUGCCAAAUUUUGUCUCUUGUCUAUGGAUUUAUGCCGAUUUAAAUGACUAUAAAAAACUGUGGAUCAGUUUUCUACGUAUUUGAUAUUCAAGCUUAAUUUUCCACUAAGACAUACAAAAUGGCGGCGUUACUUUAGCUGCGUAAAAAACCAGCUCUUUACACUAUUACACUUAGUAAAUAUAUAAUAAAUUAUAAAAAUCGACAUAAAUCUCGACUUUAAUGUUUAUAAUCUCAUAAUAUAUAGAAUUUUUAAAACUUUUCUAAUUGUUGCUAUGUUUAACAUGACAUUAUCAUGACUAGACAAAAUGGCAGCCUUUUCUUAGAUUGGUGCACUAUUUUAGAGUUUUAUGACGAUGCAAGUGUAUUUGAAUGUUUAAAACCGAGAUUAGCAUCGCGUAAAAUGUAUUGGUGUUUAAUAUUUCCUAUAUUUAAUAAACUUCAUAUUAUAAAUUA